This is a messenger RNA of Dicrocoelium dendriticum, 1207 nucleotides long. The record is from the annotation of a GenBank genome assembly. Lineage: Eukaryota; Metazoa; Platyhelminthes; Trematoda; Plagiorchiida; Dicrocoeliidae.
GGGUGCAUGGACCCAACUUCCGUGUUCUACGACAAAGAUGCCAACAUUGCGACAUCCGAGUGCAGUGAAGGCGAAGCGCAAUUCAGUGAGACAACAAGACUACCACUGGGAGGAGUGUUCCAGAAAUGCCAUGGUCCAAGUGAAUUGUGCAAUACACUAACCGUAGUCAAUCCGGCUACAGGGAACUUUACCUGUUCCCCAGGAUACUUUGAAGUACGACUGGUCGCGGCACAAGUGCGCAGCUGUUACAACCAAUGCCACCGCUCUAUCUGGGGUACCCCUUUACAAUGUCAUCAGGAGUGUGCAGUUACCGAAUCGUUUUGGUGUUCACAGAAUCCAAGUCUACCCGAUGCACCUGAGGUCGAUGAGGAUUUUGGGUUCAUGUUCGCAGGUUUGUACACCGACAAAGAACCCAAUUCUAUCACCCACCGCUUCUCGUGUCCUGAAUAUAGUUGGCCAAUUGCUGUGGGACGCAAGAUGCGCAUCUGCUUGUCUGCAGACAGAGAAUUGGCUGGAAAGUAUGGAAUCCCUUUUGGUGGCUUCUACAGCUGUCGUGAUGGCAAUCCGCUUGUCACCGUGUUGGACAGAAACGAAACGUCGCCAGAAGGAAGAAAGGCGUUCCAAAAGUUGCUAACCCAGUUAAACCAUUUCGUUACUCACCAAGGAAGACCAAUUCUACCUAGAAACGAUUCUCGUGCACAGCGCAUGUCAGAGUACCAACAUUUGUUGGCUCCCAUCUGGCCCAAACGCUGCCCCAAGGGAUACACUAGCCAUUUGGCCUCCAUGGAAGAUGCAUGCCAGAUCAACUUCUGUGUUCCAGCGAACAGAUUGAAAAGGACACGCAAGCGCUAUCUGAAACGACCUCCAUUUGUGGAUCCGCCAUCAUUUUACGAAGGCUCGAAUCCGGUGAGCACAGUGAUGAAAUCAAAAACAAUUCCGAAUUCCCUGCCCGGGCCUCACGGAGAACAACUUGAGAGGGUGGACGGCGUCUGGGUGCGGAAAGGAUCCAUGAGCAGUGGAACCGCUGAAACAAAGCUGCGAAAUGAGAGAAUCAUUACUAUCAUACUGGGAUGCAUAAUCGCCGUAUUAUGCGCAGCAAUGCUCGCAGUUGUGGUUCCAACAAUAGUGCACAAAAGAAAAAUAACAAGAUUGAUCCCUAGUUAAUUCAUUUGUUUGGUUGUAUGAGGAAUAUCCUGGUGCAAAUGCU